Molecule: messenger RNA, 1301 nt
Organism: Pelodiscus sinensis (Chinese soft-shelled turtle)
Lineage: Eukaryota; Metazoa; Chordata; Testudines; Trionychidae
Gene: TPGS2
Product: tubulin polyglutamylase complex subunit 2
Biological process (GO): protein polyglutamylation
Source: RefSeq, a predicted model, not a curated record
ACGGGGCGCGAGCGGGGACAAAAGCUAUUUCAUUUCCCCCCUUCCCUGUGUCGGGGUUGAGCUGGGCAAGGGGCGGGCCGAGGAUGGAGGAUAAGCCCUACAGCAGCCUCAAGCCCUCUCUGGACAGACUCACUCUGGGGAUCAUCCGGAUAUUAGAAACUUCUCCAGGAGUCACUGAGGUGACGUUUGUGGAAAAGGAGCCAGCCGAACGUCAUUCUAUUAUUUCCUGGGAACAGAAAAACUCCUGUGUGCUGCCAGAGGAUUUGAAGAAUUUCUACCUAAUGAGUGAUGGCUUCCACAUGACCUGGAGUGUGAAGUUUGAUGAUAACCCCAUGCCACUGGGCUCCAUGAUGAUUAACAGCAUCUCCAAGCUAUGUCGCCUCGUCGGAUCAUCGGCAUAUGCUCUACCCAGUGCUCCAACCCUUGCUGACCUGGAAGAUGAUACGGAUGAGGAAGGUAAUGAAGACCAGCCAGAAAAGCCUCAUUUUGACCCUCGUAGCCUGAUAUUUGAAUUAGACGCAUGCAAUGGGAACGGGAAAGUUUGCCUUGUUUAUAAGCACACCAAACCAGUGGUCACCCCAGACACGGAGAUUUGGUUUCUGGACAGAGCUCUGUACUGGCAUUUCCUGACGGACACCUUCACUGCCUACUAUCGACUGCUGAUCACUCACCUGGGCCUCCCGCAAUGGCAGUAUGCCUUUACCAGCUACGGCAUCAGCCCCCAGGCUAAGCAAUGGUUUAACAUGUACAAACCCAUCACCAUCAAUACAGCCCUACUUGCGGAAGAAGCUGACUCCUUUGUGAAUAAACUGGACCCCAACAAGGUAUUUAAAAGCAAGAACAAAACUCCCGUGCUCAAAAAGAAAUUGCCAUCCCAGCCCGCAGGCUCCCAGAAAAGUCACACGAGCACAACCUCCUCCAAGGUCUCUUCCCUCGCCGGGAACUCGCUGCGGAGACGAGAACCACAAACCUGACUCUGGGAAGCGAUUUCAUUCCUGGUCGUUCAAACCCCACUGUGGUGUCUCUCCAGUUUGGAUCAAACCACUUCUCAGGCAGGAAGAGACUUCCCAGUGCAAGCCAUGUUGCACCAUUUGCAUGAAAUACAACCACAAUUUAUUCAAUGGAAGACACGGCUGGAGACUCAGAAAGCUGCAGGUCCUAGCGAGAUGGUGGUUAAUUCCUUUCUGUUGUGCUGGGCAAAUACUUCUGAGGGUGGAUCAAAAUGCCACAGAAGUCAUUGAGCUGGGUGGAGUGUGUUACCGCUGGUAAAGUACAGCAAUGAAAUAAAGUAAAUUAACUCU